AUGGCUGUUGCAAAUUCUUUGUACCAGAUGGCUCGUGCUCGCAACUGGGAGCAGUGCUUGUCCACAUUGGGCACCAUGCAGAACAGGUGCAGGUCAUUUGACAUCGUGAAUUUCAACAUCUGCAUCCAUGCGUGCCGGCAUCGCUGGGAGCAAGCUCUUGCGUGCUUCAGGCACGCUCGCCAGCAGAGGUUGCAACCCUCCGUUGCGACAUUUGGGUCCUUGUUCGCAGCAUUGGGCGCGGGACACAGGUGGGUCCAGGUUCUUUCAUUGUUGCAGCAUGUGCCUCGCACAUGGGACAACACCUUCGUUUUGACCAACGUGGUGCUCGGGGUAUUCAAGAAAGCCCAUCGCUGGGAUCUCGCUGUGGAGUUGUGCGCUGGAUGGAGCAUGGCAAGGACUCUCGACCAUGUUGGCAUGAUGGAGCUGGUGGGUGCAUGUUCCAAAAGUUACAGAUGGCAAGAAGCACUUUCACUUGCCUGUGGAUGUCCGAACCAGGGGCCCAAGGAGCCCAAGCAGCCCAAGCUGCAAGUAUACAACUGGUUGCUAUACGGCUUCAGGGGUGGAGCUUGCUGGCAAGCAGGCAUUGCUUUGCUGAGUGCAGCUUCGAGACAUGUGGCAACAAACACAGUUUCUCAUCGGCAUUUGAUGUUUCUACUGGAAGCUGCUCCGUGGCAACAGGCAAUUCAACUGUUGCAGGAUUCAUGUGGAUGGUCUCAGCGCUGGGGAGAGGCCGAUGCAGAAACAAUAGUGCUGGCCAUUGCAAUCAUGGAAUGUCAGCAUCGGCCCGCAGAGAAUCGGCACAUCUUUUCCCAGGUUGUUCAUCACAAACUCUGCGUGCAACGAAGAGAUGGCAGCGCAGCCUUCACAGGCAAAGGCGCACACAACAUCACCAUUUUACAUGAUUCCUGGAUGAAGGCUGGAUUGACUUCUUUGCUGGAGCCUGCUUGGUGCCGCCAUUUUCUAAGCCCUGUCAGUGCUUCCUUACGAGUGAAAUGCCCUGUCCAGUCCAGCGCGAUGGACCGCCUAUCCCACACAACUCUGAAGAAUGCGCAUGUUGUUCCCGGCUCCGUCGCGCGGUUAGCCUCAGAAGUCAAUUCUCUCCGUGGUGCAUCACGCUGGAGAACAACGUGGUGGAAGCAAGCACAGCUCGCUUUGCGUCCUUUGUUUGCGGAGUCGACAAUUCUCCGAAGGGCUGAUGCUGGCACCGUGCGCGCAUGGAUCGGUUCGGGCGUGCGCCACAUUGCGAACUAUCGGCAAGUCUUUGCCGAGUGCGUUUGCAGCAAUGACAAUAUCGUGAAAGGAAGCUACGAGUUCCACAUUCAGGAGCUUGCCGCUACAGCGCGAGAUUCCGGCGAUGUGAGAGCAUGGGCCGGUCCAUCGAUUGCUGCUGCAUGGAGUGCUGGGCUGGGAACUCACGCAAAUCCGGCCUCUAGUUCAGGCCAGUCCUCCUUCACCAGGGCUAACUCUGCGUGGCUGGAUGAAGUGCUCAAGGCCGAACGAGCCGCCAUGGCUGCGGCCAUGGUUAAGCACAUGGAGGAUCACCAUCGCCACUUGCUGAAAAGAUUCCAAGAUUGGAGCGAACUACAGGCUAAGAAUGCCAAGUCUGAGAUGCAGAAGGCUGCCUUGUCGGCAGCACAGGACUUUGGUGGUGCAACUGGGGGAUCCAUUGAUGCCGAGAGGGCCAGGCUGAAGUCCUUAGCCGAGACCCUGGAGAAAGAGCGAGAGGAACUGAAUCAGUGGAAAACCUCUGCCUUUGUCCAGAUCAGCGACCAUAAAAGUGCUGUUGCCAAUGCUGCAGCAGCCGCAAUUGCGCUUGAGAGCGGAAGUGCUGCCAAGUUCAGAUGGAAGCUUGCGACGGCAAGAAUAGUGAACCUUCUUGGAAACCGAAACAAGAUUUCACUGGUGGACAAGAUGAAGAAGAACAUGAAAGCAUCCAUGCUCGCAACGAUGCCAGAGUUUAAUGAUGUUCCAGCUGAGAGGCACAAGACAAUCUCAGUGGUUUGGGAAGAAAGGAGUCCCAUGGAGAUGCUUCUGAGGGGGGUGCCCUGCUUGCGGCGAGUCGUUACCAGCUACGUCUUCGAGCUAAUUUUCGUCUCGCUCAUCCUCCUGAACUGCAUUUCCAUGAUGGUUCAGAUCGAGUUUUUUGGGCUGUUUCUGGCCACCAGCAUGGGCAUCAAAACCGGGAUGGAGACAGACUACAACGAGAUUUUCUACAACAUCGAGCUGGGUUUUGGUCUUGUGUUUUCAGCCGAGAUCCUUGUCAAGUUCGUUGCCUACGGGUUGUUGGAUUUCUGGAAAUUUGGCUGGAACUUGCUGGACCUGUUUAUUGUUCUGACCUGGGCAAUCGACGCGGGAGGGCUUGCGGUUGAGAUCAAUCCAAUGGUGUUCCGCAUGUUGCGGAUUGCAAAGCUUGGCCGAAUCGUGCGAGUGUUAAAGGUCAUUCAGCGAUUUGACUCGCUUCACCUCCUGUUGGGCUCGAUCAGGGCGUCUUUUGAUAUACUGGCAUGGUCUGCGCUCGUCCUCCUUAUUCUGAUGACGGUUUGUGCUCUGGCUUUGUCCCAAUUUCUGCAGGGUUGGAUUGAAGCUUCCAGCAGUUCGGAUGACAUCGUUCGGCAAGAAGUCUGGAAGCUGUUCGGAACCGUGGGGCGUUCCAUCGUCUCGAUGUUUGAGCUAACGCUCGCCAACUACUCAGGCAUUACACGAUCUCUGAUGGAGAAUGUCAGUGCUUGGUUCGCAGUCGCGAUUCUCAUUUACAAGCUUGUAGUGGGCUUUGCCGUGCUGAAGGUUAUCACAGGCAUCUUCAUCCAACAGACCAUGCGUGUAGCCAACGAAGACGACGAACUCCUCCUCUUGCAGAAGAAACGGCUCGUGGACAGCCAUGCAAAAGGUGUAGCUUGGCAAUAUGCAGUCGGCCAAGAAUCCAAUUUCUCUGGGUUCACGUCGUCAUAUUCAAUUUCCAAUAAUGCCAUCGUUGUCAACGGACAUGUGCCGCUUGGUGUGACGACUGCUUUUACCACCCUCUUGAAUCUUGCGAGUGUCACUCGUGUGUUUCGCCUUUUCGAGAUCACAGCCAUUUGUUCUGAUCACCAAUUUGAAAUAUUUUGA
Symbiodinium sp. CCMP2592 is the source of this 3105-nucleotide messenger RNA. NCBI's taxonomy places the organism in Eukaryota, Dinophyceae, Suessiales, Symbiodiniaceae. The record is from the annotation of a GenBank genome assembly.